Messenger RNA from Blepharisma stoltei, 3649 nucleotides. NCBI's taxonomy places the organism in Eukaryota, Ciliophora, Heterotrichea, Heterotrichida, Blepharismidae. The record is from the annotation of a GenBank genome assembly.
AUGGACAAUGAUAAUUACUUGCUUGAGUCGUUUCUUGAAAAAUUUUACAAUCCAAGUCAGCAGAUUCUUCCCAGAGUAUCAGUCGAUACUGUGGUGUCUGGAAACUGCUAUAUGAAAAAUGAUGCAAUUGAAAGAAAUUCUUGGAUGAUUGCUCUCCCGUCUCAUUAUCCAAUUACGAAGAAAAGCCAAAGAAAAGUGCGAAGAGGCAAGAUCUUAUUAUUUAUUGCCUUAAUUAUAACUGCUGUGUUCUCAGCACUUUUAGCAUUCUUUAUAGAUGUCGUAAGUCAAGAAUUACUGUUUUUAAGACUAGAUUUAUUGUCGUUAGCUGAAAGUCAUGUCGUAAGUGUUCUUAUAUGAGUGGCUUACUCUCUUGUCUUUAGUCUAAUUGCUGCUUCAUUUGGGGAUUGGCUUUGCCAAGCAGCUGAAGGAGCGGGAUUUGCUGAAUUGCGAGUAAUUCUUACUGGUAUCGAAAUUCCUAACUUUUUAGAAUGGAAGACCCUUAUUGCCAAAACUUUUGGGCUUAUUUGUGCAAUAGGCGCAGGGCUGAGCAUAGGAAAAGAAGGCCCCAAUGUCCAUAUGGCUUCGAUUAUUGCGGAAAGAGUUAUAAGUUUAGGGCCUUUUAACAAAAUUAAAAGAGAAGUGAAUUUAAGAUAUAGACAGGGUUGCUUCUAGCUUACUCUAAAGCUCUGGAUUUUCUCCCAGCUGGUAAGUUUAAUCUUUGGUAAUGAAUAUUGCCUUAACCAACCUCAAGUAUUUAAACAGAAAUUUAGCUCAAGAUAACUAAAAGCAGCCCUUGGCUAUAUAUUUUACUGACAGCUUCAAUUGCUGCUGGGACUGCAGCAACUUUUGGAACUCCUUUAGGUGGCGCAAUUUUUGGAAUUGAGCUAACAGGGACUUAUUUCUUUGUAAACAAUUUUUAUAAAAGCGUAUUUUGCAGUUUAGUAACAGCUUACAUGUUUCAUAUUUUACAAAGCUUUGAAAUAGUCCCGCAGAUAGAAAAGGUUUCUUAUGGCCAUCAUACGUUGUGUGGAGAUUUUUAUAUUCACAUUAUUACUGGAUUUAUUAUCGCAAUAAUAGGUGUCACUUUUGUACAAGCUGUUCAAUAUAAAUAAAAUCGUAUUCAGAGCGAGAAAAAUGCGCUCUGCUAAUUUUCUCUCCUUCAUGGAUUUUAUUUAUGAAGUAUUUGUUUAUCUUGAGAACUUUUAGCUUUGGGAUAACUAGAGGAACUUCUCACAGUGUAAUCAAGAGGUUCAAGUUUCGCCACUCAUCAAAUCCUAGGAGGAUGGCCUAAGGCAGAGUAAGCACUGUAAUGAGCGAGCGAAGGGUAAGGCUUCGUGCAGGGGAGAAAAGUGCUGGCCAGGGUAGCAGGCGCUUAUUUGGGAUGGUCCGAGCUUUUGGAUCUGAAAUGCUUGUGAUAUCAGUAUUUUGACUCUGUCCCUUUGGUGAGGGGUGUGGCAUUAGACACCUUAAACACUUUAGUUAAUAUAAUGUAAUGUGCAAGCUGUUUCAAAAAUUGACUAAAUUCAGAAGUCAGAAAAUAGUUCCAUGGCUAUAUCAUAGAUAUAGAUAUGCAGCAGCUAUUUCUAUAUUUACUUCAUUGACUACAUUUUAUGCAAUUUGACUUAGGAUUAGUGAUGCAAUACUUAUAAACUUAAUGUUCAGCUCUGAUAAGUUGCCUGAUAGCUGGGUAGGACCAGAAAUUUUAGGCUUACCUGGACAAAUCCCAAUAUUAAUUUUAGUAGCUUUUUUAAAAAUUUUGUUACUAUCAAUCGAUAUAACAAUUCAAGCUCCAGUCGGAUUUUUUACACCUUGCAUUUGUGUUGGGGCUAUUUUAGGUAGAGUUUUUGGAGAAUUUUCCUUGUUUUUAGGCUAUCCAACAUUUCCAGGUAUUUAUGCAGCAGUAGGAGCAGCUUCCCUUGCAACAUCUACAACUCAUACCCUUUCAGUAGCCCUUAUGAUAUUCGAAAUGAUCGAAGAUAUCCACUUCCUAGUGCCAAUGUGCCUAACUCCCCCCAUUUAAUAACGAACAAAACCGUCAUUUUUUUUCCUAAAAAUUUUUCCUUAGGCCCCCCAUUUAAUAACGAACAAAAUUUACUAUAAAAUUUAUAUAAGCUAAUUUAGUCUUUAUAGUUUACUAAUUUUAAGUAGUUAGAAUAAGAUAAGGACAAAUAUAAUCGAGCAAAGAAUAAUAAAUAAGAGCUAAUAAGUUAAUAGUGGCUUAAUCUUAAGCUGAUGCUUUACUCCCCCGCUCCGUGAGCGAACAAAACAAUUUCGUUCGCUUACGAAGGGAGUUAAUUUUUUUAUAAAAAAUUUUUUAUAAAUUUUAUAGGUAUUUUUUUUUUUUCGAAAUUUAAAAAAAUCCUAAUUUGUAAAAACUGGAAAGCAAAUAUUAAUUGAAUUUGUAGAAUUUAUGUUUCAAAACGUAAUUUAUUUAAAAUUAAACAGAAUUAGCUCCAGAUUUCAUUAUAAUAAUUAUCAUUUAUAUAUCAAUUUUUUUUUUCAUAAAACAUUUUUCUAUUAAAAAAAAAUUUAUUCGCUAACGGAGGUGAGGGAUUUUUCUAAUGGUUUUGUUCGCUCACGGAGGGGUGGGGAUUUAUCAAUAGUUAUCUUUUCGCUUUCAUUUAGGCGCUUUCUCUUUCUGUUGCCAUCAUUUGAAUCCUUUUAUUAUUAACUCUUUAAAUGAAAUUUUUUAUAAAAAAUUCAUAAAUAUUUAAUAUAAAUUUUUAUAUAUAUUUUUUUCCCAAAAAUUUUAUAAGUUAGACCCCAUUUAAUAACGAACAAAAAAGUGUUCGUUAUUAAAUGGGGGGGAGAGUAAGUGUUUUUAUUUCUUAUGCGGUGAGUUCAUAUAGCCAUAAAAGUAUUUAUGAUACUCUUAUUGCUAUAAAAAAUCUCCCUUUUCUUCCAAUAUAUAAAAGAUGAUCAACUAUAGGCCCUUCCUAUAGAUGGCGCGCAAUGCGCCAUCAUCGGGCCAUGUCGGGAGAGGGUUCUCCACGAGGAAUGAUUCCACGUGUGGAAUCCUUUUUUGGCUCGUGGAAAAAGAGGGUUCCACACGUGGAACUAUUCCUCGUGGAGAACCCUCUCACGACAUGGCCCGAUGAUGGCGCAUUGCGCGCCAUCUAUAGGAAGGGCCUAUAAUAGCUGCUGUGCAAGAGAUGUAGCAGACCCAUCAAUUCCUUACAUUCCAAAAUAUUGCACACUAAGAGAUCUAAUUGAUGCUCUCAGUGACUCCUCUAUGUUUUCAGUCCUUCCAGUGCUUGAUGAUGAAUUUUAUCUUAUAGGUGAAAUAAACGCACUUAAUGUAAAAAAAUAUUUGUCACAGCGUUUUGAGAAUGAUACAAGAAAUUUAUCAACGAAAGCAAGAAAAACUAUAUGAAAUGAGCUAACUGAGACUCCGCUGUUCAUUGAAAUGACAGCUGAAGUAAAGCUCCAAGUUGAUGAAUUUUGGGAGAGUUCUGUAAACCUGUGAUCUGAAACCCUGAAAUUUAAUACAUCGCCUUUGUUUGUUUCGCAGAAGACUCCACUUUAUAAGGUUCAUUAUAUUUUUAUGAUGUUAGGUCUUGUGCAUAUUUAUGUUGUAGAUCAAGGGAAAUUUGUUGGGAUUAUUGCCCAUUCAUGUUUCUCACAUAGGCCUAAAACUGAGGAGUUUUAA